UCCACAUUCAGAGCCAUUUAGAAGGCCCCGUGCAUCUGUGGCGUUUGGAUCUUCUCACAGUCUCACCAGCCUGCAAAAUCAUGAGUCGACAGAAGAUUUAUUUGGACAAAUUGGCCCGCUUCUUUCAGAUCCGAAACAAGCUGCUCCGCCAGGCCCUGGCAGAGUGCCUUGGCACUCUCAUCCUUGUGAUGUUUGGCUGUGGUUCUGUGGCCCAAUUUUCACUCAGCAAAGGUACCCAUGGACAGUUCCUUACUGUCAACUUUGCCUUUGGCUUUGCUGCCACUCUAGGGAUCCUUGUCUGUGGCCAAGUAUCAGGUGGCCAUUUGAACCCUGCAGUGACUUUUUCACUUUGCUUGCUUGGAAGAGAUAAGUGGAGAAAGUUCCCCAUGUUCUUCCUCUUUCAGACAAUUGGAGCCUUUUUUGCUGCCGCUGUGAUUUUUGGCAUGUAUUAUGAUGCCUUGUGGGACACCGGAUGUUUCACUGUUGAUGGGGAAAAUGCCACCGCUGGAAUCUUUGCUACUUACCCAGGGAAACAUCUCACUCUUGUGAAUGGUUUCUUUGAUCAGAUUAUUGGCACAGCAGCCCUCAUAGUCUGCAUUCUGGCAAUUGUGGACCCGUACAACAACCCAAUCCCACAAGGUUUGGAGGCCUUCACAGUGGGAUUUGUGGUUCUGGUCAUUGGAUUGGCCAUGGGCUUUAACUCUGGUUACGCUGUCAAUCCUGCAAGAGACUUUGGACCACGUCUUUUUACUGCCAUGGCUGGCUGGGGAAGUGAUGUUUUCACGUUUAGAAAUGGAUGGUUUCUGGUGCCACUUUGUGCGCCAUUCCUUGGAGCCAUUAUUGGCACCAUGAUUUACCAGGUAAUGGUUGGUUUCCACAUCGAGGGAGAAUUUCGGGAUAGGCAGGAGGCGAAGGAACAGGAGGAGAAUCUACAACUCACCGUCACAACCAACUGCAAAUCUAAUUCCAACGGCAAAGAGGCUAACUGCUAAAAAUAGGCCAACAAAGGCAUGUCUAAAGAGUGUUAGAAAGAUUUUAAGUCGCUGAAAUCUACCUAUGUAAAUAUGGUAUUGUUAUAACACCGUUUUAUAAUUCCUGCCAGUUAUAUUUUGGAAAACCAUCUUCAAAAUGACUUUUCUUCACAAUAUUGUGUAGCUGUAUUAUAUUGUAGAUUUAUUUCUAUGUACAGAAUAAAUAGAGACACUAUUUCUCAAGGAAGUGAUUUUGGUCCAGAACAGACGUGUCUGUUGUACUUCCUUUUUAACAGUAUUUUACUCUUAUCUCCAAUAUUUUUUAUAGUUAUUGCCUUUCAUGUAACAUUCAUUGUAAAGUUUUUUUUUAAAACAGAUGUAUCUUUCUAUAGAAAUAUUAUGUUUUUGUUUGUUUGUUUUUGUUCAGUUCCUGAUAUAUGGUCAAUUGAGAAAUACUUUUAGCAAAAUGUUAUCAAAGUGUGUUUUGGGGUGAAAAUUGUCCAAAAAUGACAGAAAAACACAAACAGUAAAGUGUCAUAAAUGUGUUAGCUGUGUUAAUCUGCGCAGACAGACAGCGGUUUCCCUGCUACAUUCUGAGGCACACCACUUCGCCUCUUAAGCAUCUAUUUCAAGCUGUUGUUCAGAAAAAUGCAGCCCACUGAGAAAAAAAGACAUUUUUCAAAGAACCAAAGCUUUAUUAUGUGUGUGAUACAUUUUAUUUCAGUAAAGAACAGUCAGGAGGAGAAAGUGUCCAUUAAAAAAAUGCUUAUAUUUCCAAAUUGAAGUAAUCCUUAAUGCAAGGUCAUGUCAUAUUAGUGGCCUAUUAUUAUUUCUCAUUAUUUGAUCUAUUUUUAACAGUUAAGAGAGCAGUGGGAAUAGCCCACUUUAAUCCUAGGAACAUUUUCUAAAACCAACCCUUAAGCCUGAACAGAAGUUAUUCAUUUUGCUAUAAUGAUGUGCAUCUAUCUUUAUAUUGUAUGUAUCGGUGACGUUGGACUUUUAUCCAAAUGUUCCUGUUUUCUCUAAAUUAUUUUUUAAAAGUAGAUAUUUUUACAUAUUGUGUAACUGCAUUCAGGCUGGAAUGUCUCUGGUUUGUGUUUUGUGUCAAAGCUGAGAGGAAAUGACUUGACACUAAAACAAUGAAGUUCUGUUUUUAUAUUUUUUGCAUGAAAGCAGCUUGUAUUAUUAUCUUGCUAUUAAGGCUUUUUUUUCUGUUUGACAAAAUGCUUAUAUCAAUUGUUGCCUGCUGACAGAAUGCAUCUGAUAAAAUAAAUCUUUAAAAAAGAAAA
Molecule: messenger RNA, 2260 nt
Organism: Cyprinodon tularosa
Lineage: Eukaryota; Metazoa; Chordata; Actinopteri; Cyprinodontiformes; Cyprinodontidae
Gene: aqp3a
Product: aquaporin 3a
Exons: 6
Coding region: 81-992 (303 amino acids)
Biological process (GO): water transport; glycerol transmembrane transport
Cellular component (GO): plasma membrane; basolateral plasma membrane
Molecular function (GO): glycerol channel activity; urea transmembrane transporter activity; water channel activity
Source: RefSeq, a predicted model, not a curated record